CAGACUGCAAUCCAGGUUGACUAUGGUGCAUCAAGCUCUCGGAAGGACUGGCAGGGAGAUUGGCACUCUGAACUGUUAAUGGAAACAUAGGACUCACAUUGCCGUUGAUCAAUUGGGUGGACUUAACGAGCAAAGACCAACAGAGGAAGCUAGGAAGGCAGUUGGAAUUAUAGCAGUUUUUCAGAAUGUCUAAGCAAGGUAAAUUGAACCAGGAGAGAGCAGAAGAAGCUGCAAAAGAGCAGGAGACUGCCAUCUCUGAAACCAACCUGGAUAACUGUGUUCUUAAUAAACCUGAAAGCUCAGAAUUAGAGGAGGAGAAGCUCAGUGAUUCCGAGACAGAGCUGCAGGUGUUACUGCCAACAAAAAGUUGUUAUGCAAAGCUUAAGAAGAAACGAGGUGCAAAUCAGCAGAAAAAGUGGUCCAAGUCAGGAGCUAAGGGAAAACUCAUGUGGAAUCUUGCUGUGUGUGAAGAGUCAUCCCCUCAUCCAGGAGCCGAAAAUCUUCAUGACAACCAGGAAUCAAUCCAACUACAUCUUUCAAGUUUUCCUAGCUUGCAAGAAGAAGAUAAAUCUAGUAAAGAUGACUCCAAGAAAGAAAAAAAGAGAAGGAUAAAAGUAAAGAUAAAAACAGUGAAAAAAGCAAGAUCAGAAUGCUAUCAAAAGAUUGAAGUCAAGAGUAUACAGACUCAGACAGCUCAAAUCGAAAUUUGAAGCCAGCCGUAACAAAGACAGCCAGUUUUGGUGGGAUAGCUGUCCUGACAAGAGGAGAUAGCUCAUCAAGUAACAGAAUUAGCAGCAAACUGUCUAAAACAGAUCACUAACUUGAUCUACUGACAUAGGAGAGCAGAUCUCAGAUCUUUUAAGGCAGACAUUUCAAAGCUGUCAGCUUAACCAGUGUGUAGUGAGAGCUUCAAAGUAUUUCCCACUGCUUCCAUGUGAUUUACUCAGUACAAUGUGCUUAUUUGCUAGUAAAACAUAUGUGUUGUAUUUAAACAUUUAUAUAACUUUUAGUUCUAGGAGAAAUAUGUAAAUAUGUCAUAAUGUGAAUUUACCUAAGCAUGUUUUUCUAGAAAUGCUCAACUUUAUAAUUAAAAAAGAAAGGGGGAGUUGUGGGAGAACAGACAAUGGUAGUGCUGAAGGCACUCUUGCUCCUAAAGUGUUGCAGCUGUGUUAAUUACCAGAGUGG
Messenger RNA from Hirundo rustica (Barn swallow), 1185 nucleotides. Its product is annotated as cAMP-regulated phosphoprotein 21-like. The transcript has a single exon. Bases 186 to 710 code for a protein of 174 amino acids. The record is from RefSeq and is a predicted model, not a curated record. NCBI's taxonomy places the organism in Eukaryota, Metazoa, Chordata, Aves, Passeriformes, Hirundinidae.